GUGUUUACAUCCUCUCUUUGUUCCGAGACGAGACAACAACAACAACAUGUCCAAGAGACGCUGCAGAUCCGGGACCAGCAGGAAAACUGAUCAGACCCGGAGCACCGGGACCCGCGAGGAGACUAGGAGCACCGGGACCCGGACCCGCAGAACCAGGACCGGAUCCAGGACCCCCGAUGAGACUCGGUCCCUGCGGGCUCUGGUGCAGCACGCGCUCUCUGCGGUCGCUGCGGAGGUGCUGCUGCUGCUGGAGGAGCGCGUGCUGCUGGAGGAGCGUGUGCUGCUGGAGGAGCCCGUGCUGCUGGAGGAGCCCGUGCUGCAGGAGCUGAAGCAGCGGGUCACGGAGAGAAUCACCGCCGCUGUGGAGAUCAUCUUCUCCGGGUUCAGAUCCUCCAGAGGACCGGAGGGACCUCCAGGCACCGCUCCGGGUCAAACGUUAUCUGUCUCUGGAGAUCAGCUGAGUGUCUCAGUGGAACCCGGAACCUCCUGCAGACCAGAACCAGGACCUGAGCCGGACCUCCACCCGGCCCCCGGGGAGGAAGGGGAGGAUGAAGAGGCUGAAGAGGGGGAGGAGGAAGAGGAAGAGGGGGAGGAGGAAGAGGCGUCUCUCUGCUGCAGAGUCUGCGGGAAGUCGUUUGACAGGAAAGGGUUCCUGAUGAAGCACGCUGAGUCUCACCUGAAGGAGGCGCCGUGGCUCUGUGGUCUCUGUGGAGCGGGCUCAGAGUCCAGCGCCGGGCUGAAGGUCCACCUGCAGACGCACCGGGACCGGAGCAGAACCUGCGACGUCUGCGGGAAGAAGUUCCCUUCGAUCCGAGCGCAGGAGACGCACCGCCGGCUGCACACCGGAGAGAAACCCUUCAGAUGCUCCGUCUGCGGGAAGGACUUCAACCAGAAGGGCAACAUGGUGACUCACAUGCGCACUCACAGCGAGGAGAAACCCUUCGGAUGCUCCGCCUGCAGGAAGCAGUUCAGCCAAGCCGCAUCUCUGGAGCGACACAUGCAGGUUCAUGUUGAUGUUGAGAAGAUUGGAGAGAAACCCUUUAGCUGCUCCGUCUGCGAGGCUGCGUUCAGUAAGAGCGCCGAGCUGAGGCGGCACCGCCUGAGCCACGAGGCCCGCGGUCCGCCGGUCCAGAGCCCCAGCAGGAAGCCCAGUCUGAAGCCCAGUCUCACGCCCUCUCACCGCUGCAGGGUCUGCGGCAGCGCCUUCCACAACAAGGGGAACUUCAUGCGUCACGCAGAGACUCACCUCCACGAAACCCCGGGGCUCUGUGGGGUCUGCGGCGAGACCUCGGAGACCCCGGAGAGUCUGCAGAUCCACAUCCAGAGCCACAGGAAGACCAGCAAGAUCUGCGACAUCUGCGGCAUGGCCUUCAGGGACAUGGAGAUCCACAUGAGGACUCACUCGGGACAGAAGCCCUUCAGCUGCUCAGACUGCGGGAAAGACUUCCCCAGGAAAGGCUCUCUGGAGAGACACAUGAAGCUGCACGCCGGCGAGCGGCCGUACAUCUGCGAGUUCUGCGGGAAGACCUUCGUGGAGAACACGGUCCUGAAGAGACACAUCAAGAGCCACACGGGGGGGAAACCCCGCAUCUACGCCUGCGAUGUCUGCGGCAAGAAGUUCACCAUGAGCCAACACCUGGAUGUGCACAAGAGGAUCCACACCGGGGAGAAACCCUACACCUGCAGGGUCUGUGGGAAGAGCUUCCGGCAGAUCGGGAACCUGGACUCGCACUCGAGGAUCCACACGGGAGAGAAGCCCUUCAUCUGCAGCCUCUGCGGGAAACGCUUCCGGCAGAAGAUUUCUCUGGAGACACACGAGCGCUUCCACAAGAAGGAGAAACCCUUCGGCUGCUCGCUGUGCAGCAAAGGCUUCGUGCAGAAGAUCGACCUGAAGAGACACAUGCUGACGCACACGGGGGAGAAACCCUACAGCUGCUCCCUCUGUGGGAAGAGCUACCAGGAGAAACGCUCCGUGGACUCGCACAUGAAGGUGCACGCCGCCGAGAGGGAGACACUGGGGGGGGGAGUGGGCGAGAGAGUGGGGGAGAGACAGACGGAGAGAGUGGGGGAGACGCGACAGGAAGCAGCAAACACCGACUUCAUCCAGCUGUGACGAGCAGACACACCUGGAGACAGAGUUUAACACCUGGAGACAGAGUUUAACACCUGGAGACUGAGUUUAACACCUGGAGACAGAGUUUAACACCUGGAGACUGAGUUUAACACCUGGAGACUGAGUUUAACACCUGGAGACAGAGUUUAACACCUGGAGACUGAGUUUAACACCUGGAGACAGACUGAGUUUAACACCUGGAGACAGACUGAGUUUAACACCUGGAGACUGAGUUUAACACCUGGAGACUGAGUUUAACACCUGAGUUUAACAACUGGAGACAGACUGAGUUUAACACCUGGAGACAGACUGAGUUUAACACCUGGAGAAGAGUCCAGAUGUUCGGUUUAAAGGAUCUUAAAGCGUUUUUCUUGCAGACCCUGAACUCGUUACCCAUCAUUCAUCACUUCCUGUACAAGUUAUUGUUUAUCUUUACUGUUGAAUAUUUCCGAGAGCAUCGAGAUAACGAAGUUGUUUAAUAAUAAACUAAAGUCAAAAAAACA
Trematomus bernacchii (emerald rockcod) is the source of this 2616-nucleotide messenger RNA. Its product is annotated as zinc finger protein 260-like. Gene Ontology annotation, molecular function: DNA-binding transcription factor activity, RNA polymerase II-specific; RNA polymerase II transcription regulatory region sequence-specific DNA binding. Gene Ontology annotation, biological process: regulation of transcription by RNA polymerase II. The transcript is spliced from 2 exons. The coding region runs from base 47 to 2113 and encodes 688 amino acids. The record is from RefSeq and is a predicted model, not a curated record. NCBI's taxonomy places the organism in Eukaryota, Metazoa, Chordata, Actinopteri, Perciformes, Nototheniidae. Gene Ontology annotation, cellular component: nucleus.